AUGAAGGCGCCUCUCAAUUGCUAUCCGCUGAGUUUGCUGACGGAUUUAAACGACCACUGGCAUUUCUCUUGGUUCAGCGACAAGCACGUUCUGACCCAAGUUACGCUGAAGUAUCCAAAGAACGCGUUCAGAUUUAUCGAAGCAGCCGUACUGGGACGAACGGAUUCUGCCCCACCUCCUCCGUCAUUCAUGCCUGGAUCUUUCAAGACAAUCAAGGUUGAUGACUUCUUGCCCCAGCCGGUUGAUGCUCGUGCAGAGGAGAUGAUGGAACGAUACGAGUUGAUGGCAGAUGUGGUGGAACCAGAGUUUCUCAUGGCGAGGCGGAUGGAUUAUGCGCGACAGUUAGUCCAGUCGAUGCCUAUGUACUCUUACAUGUAUACGUAG
Molecule: messenger RNA, 384 nt
Organism: Phytophthora infestans T30-4
Lineage: Eukaryota; Oomycota; Peronosporomycetes; Peronosporales; Peronosporaceae
Product: crinkler (CRN) domain-containing protein
Exons: 1
Coding region: 1-384 (127 amino acids)
Source: RefSeq, a predicted model, not a curated record